Molecule: messenger RNA, 4365 nt
Organism: Sarcophilus harrisii (Tasmanian devil)
Lineage: Eukaryota; Metazoa; Chordata; Mammalia; Dasyuromorphia; Dasyuridae
Gene: PDCL
Product: phosducin like
Exons: 5
Coding region: 3262-4164 (300 amino acids)
Biological process (GO): regulation of G protein-coupled receptor signaling pathway
Source: RefSeq, a predicted model, not a curated record
UGACGUCAUAGUCUGCGCUAUCUUUAAUUUAAUAUACCGGGAGGCCUAGAGGGAGCUUCAGGGCCUCGGGGCGGGAGAAUGAUGGUUUUCCUCGCUCAACUGAAUCACCCCAGUCUCCUUUAAAAUGGGGAGAACUCUGGAAAUCCGCUCUCCACCCCCAGAAUUAGCGAACUUCUUCCAUACACCUGUGUCCUUCCCUCCAGAUCCCCCUGGUUUUGUUAGAAAGACAACAGCAAGUGUUUUAUUAGGCACCUACUGGUGUGAAGUAUUAGGCUGGACCCAAAAUGAAGCAGCUCUAGACCCAAAGUAGUUUACGUUCUACAGCAAGGACACGUGUGUGUGUACACGCAUUUUUAUAUACAAUAUAUGUAAUAUGUAAUUUCUACGGAAAUUAAAUACAAGGACGUUUUCUUAGGGGGGGAGGAGGAACAAUUAAGGGUGUGGGAAUCAAGAGAGGCUUCAGGAAGGUGGUUUUUGAGUUGAAAUGUGAUUCUACUAGGCCAUUUGAAGAAAGAAGGCAAUAUUCUAGGUUGGGGGAUGCAUAAUGCCCAUUGCAUUAUGGGGGUAGCAUAGGGUGUGAGGAGCAGCCCAAAUUAGGCAGAAAUGGAAAAUGUGUGAAGGGGAAUUAUGUCUAAUAAAGCUAGAAAGGUAGCUACCUUUUCAUAGUACUUAGCUUUUCACAAUCAGUCUGGGUCCAGAUUGGGAAAGGCUUUAAAGAAAUGUUUUAUUUGUUCUUUGACAUAAUAGUCAGUGAAGUAUGUUGAGUUUAGGAAUGACAUAGUCAGAUCUGCACUUUAGGAACAAUGUGUGGAGUUUGGAUUGGAGAAAGGAGGGACUUGAGGCAAGGAGACUAUUGUUGUAGUUCAGGUAAAAAAAUAAUAAUGGCUUGAAUAAACAUAACAGAAUCCUAUAGUAAGCCUUUGUAAGUGAGGAGAAAGGAAAGUAUGUAGGAAUUAUGUAGGUAGAUAUUGUGAAGAUAAAUGAACAAAUUGGUUAGAUUGGAUGAAGUCAGGCAUGAUGGAGGUUGUAAAACAGUGAUUAUAAAGAUGAGAUUUCCCCCAACAGCAAUUAAGUUUUGAAGAGGGAUAAAUUUUGAGGAAAAUAAUGAAUUCUGUUUUAAACAUGUUGAGUUUGAAGAAACAAGAAAGCCAGGGUUGUAGUCAUGUUUUUUGUUUUUUUUUUUUCUGUGUGAAUCUUGACCUUUGUUCAAUUUCCUCAUAAUUAGAAUGAAGGAAUUUCCUUCUAGCUCCAGUAUUCUGACUUUCUGUUCCCUUUUCAAUCUUAACAUUCUUCAUUUUAAUCUUCUUGUUUUGACUGUAUCUUAUUAGUUGCCAGGAUUUGUUGAAGCUAGCCCCAGAAUAUCUUGUCUCAUUUUCUUACAAGUUGCUUUGGCCUGCCCACCUUCACUCUCUUCUUUCUUCAACCAUGAAUCUUAAAGGAAAAUGAAAGGAGAAAGAAAAUAAGCUAUUAAAUAUAGCCCCGGGGAAAUUUUGAUAAAAGUCUAAAGUAAGGUGGUAGCUAUGUGACUAAAGAGAAGGGACAUAUAAGAAAGAUGUUCCUUUAAAAUAGGCUAAAUGACUUGGCAACUGUUUGGGAGUAUUGUUAAAGGAAGGGUCAAAGAUUAUUUAUUCUAAGAUUGUGAAUCUGGGUAAUUGGCAGAAUAGUGGUGGCUUCAAUUUUUGUAGGUGGGAAGAAAGAUGAUUAAUUCAAUUUUAGAUAUACUGAGUUAUCACAUACUAGUAGGUACACAGUUAUUAAUUAGAUUAAGAUGUGGGAUUAGAACUAGGAGAGAAGCUAUAGAUUUGGAAAUCAUUUGCAUCUCAAAGGAGAGCAUUGAAAGAGAGUAGUCAGGCAGAACCUUAGAGAACAACACUUUGUUGGGAGGAAAUGGAUAAUGAUUGAGAAGGAACAAUCACACAGAAAAAGAGAGCAGUGCUACAAAAGUCAGUGGAAAAGAGGAGGAGCCAGUAGUUGGCAGUGCUAAAAUCUGCAGAGGAUUAAGAAUAUCAAUUUUGGAAUCAUAGAUUUGGAGCUAAAAUUGACCUGCAAGGUCAAAUAGUCUAAGAUCAUUGGUAACGUCAGAGUUGUUUCAGUAACAGUCACAUCAGAUAGAUUAUACAGAACGCUGACAAGUAAAUGGGUAGUAAGAAAGUAAAAGUAACAAGUGUACAUAACUUUCUAGUAAAAGGUAAAAGAGAAAUAUAGCUUGGCGAGAUGGUAGUCAAGUGGAGGGUUUUUAAGGAUGAGUUAGAUGAUAUGGAAGGAAGCAGUAAAUUGGAAGAAAUUGAAAAUGAAGCAGAAAUUGAUUCUGAAAUACAACAUAUUCCAUAGGAAGGGAGGAUUGAGAACACUAAGAGUGUUUGACAUUGGUAAAGAUCAGUUUAGGAAAUGUACAAAGUUUUGAAGGUAUUGAAGAGGGGAGAUGAGAGGCCUCAAAAGGGAUGACUAAAGAUUCUCAGCAAAGAUUUGUUUUUUUACUAGAGAGAGUUGGGCUUGGUGCCUGGGAGAAGAUAAGGUUUUUAAAAGUCCACAGUGGGAUAGAGAAAGAAUAAAAGGAAUGCCUUUCAAUAUUGAGAUCUUUAUUGAGGUUACAUAAGAUGAUGUGUUUAAAACCCAGUCAGCAUGAUAGUGUGACAUCCAGUGGCAGUUAGAAACUUGGAAAUAAGAACAGAGGAUAUGUUGAUCCAAGUUUGAAGAAUGGCAGAAUAGAAAGAUAAGGAGGCAAAGGAAUAAAGUUUGCAGGACUAUGCUUUGGACAGAUCCUUUCUAUUCCUUUAUAUCUGGUCUUGGUGGUUGAAUUGAUGCUUGAAGUGAUGAGCUGGUAUAAUAAAGACAGGUGGCAGAACUGGAAGUCAUAGUAAGGAUAAAGAAUAGAUUCAGAAAUUAGUCAGAGGAAGAAAUGGAACAGUUUAAGGACAGUUUAGGAGGAGGUCAAAGCAGAAUUUCAUAAUCUUGAAUUCUGAGAAAAUGGAUAUAAAUCAUUAGAGUUGAAGAAUUUGAUAAUGGGGAGGAAUGGGGGAGGGGAAUAUUCAGAGGAAUACUAUCACGAAUAUUUUUUCCUCAAUGGUAAAGGACUGAAUUAGGGUGAAUAAGAAGACAGUGAUCUGGCUAUGAUUAUUCUCUCCAGAGGGCUUUCCCAUUUAACAAAUAGAACUUUUUAAACAGGAAAAAAAAAAUCAGUGCAGCUGAUAAACUGAAAAAGACCUCCACAAAGAGGGACAUUAAUUUUAUCUGUGCAGAAGCUUUUCAGUUUCAGACACCAUGACCACCAUGGAUGAUAAACUGCUUGGGGAGAAGCUGCAAUACUACUAUAGCAGCAGUGAAGAUGAAGAUAGUGAGAGGGAAGACAAGAAUAAAGACAUGGCACUGGGUGAUUCUGUUCCUGGAGAGACUGAAAUAUCCAGGGAUGGUAUCACAGUUAACACAGGUCCAAAAGGUGUCAUCAAUGACUGGCGCAGAUUUAAGCAACUGGAAACUGAACAGAGAGAAGAACAGUGUCGAGAAAUGGAAAGGCUUAUCAAGAAGUUAUCUAUGACUUGUAGGUCUCAUUUGGAUGAAGAGGAUGACAAACAGAAACAGAAAGAACUGCAAGAUAAAAUCAAUGGGAAGAUGACUCUGAAGGAAUAUGGCAUGAUGAAAGAGGAGCAGGACGAUGAAGAGUUUUUACAGCAAUACAGAAAGCAGCGAAUGGAUGAAAUGAGGCAACAGCUGCAUAGCGGGCACCACCAGUUCAGGCAAGUCUUUGAGAUCACCAGUGGGGAAGCAUUUUUGGACACAGUUGAUAAAGAACAAAAAAGCACACUCAUCGUGAUUCACAUUUAUGAAGAUGAUAUCCCUGGGGCAGAAGCAAUGAAUGGCUGCAUGAUCUGCCUUGCUGCUGAGUACACCUCUGUCAAAUUCUGCAGAGUGAAGAGCUCCCUCAUUGGAGCCAGUUCCCGCUUUACCAAUAAUGCUCUUCCUGCAUUGCUGAUUUAUAAGGGAGGAGAAUUAAUUGGUAAUUUUGUCCGAGUCACUGAUCAGCUUGGAGAAGAUUUCUUUGCUGUGGACCUGGAAGCAUUUUUACAAGAGUGUGGUUUGCUCCCAGAAAAAGAAAUGGUAUUGCUGUCAUCAAUCCAUAACCCAACUUCUGGUUUCAGUGAGGAUAGUGAUCUGGAAAUAGAUUGAAGUAUUAGGGAAAGGGACUAGUAGUAUAGGGGUGAAUAAGUACAAAUAGGAGACUUGUUUUCUGAGGCACAUGUCUAUAUGUUUAUUUUUGUUCCUUGUGUCCUUUGGCUUUUUGUCUCUUCUUUGUAAACUCCUUUAUUAUAUGUAAAAUUAAAUGUUCUUAACAUUUCUUAGAUUAAAUCAAUAAAGUGUUGAAUCAUU